Messenger RNA from Dibothriocephalus latus, 297 nucleotides. NCBI's taxonomy places the organism in Eukaryota, Metazoa, Platyhelminthes, Cestoda, Diphyllobothriidea, Diphyllobothriidae. The record is from the annotation of a GenBank genome assembly.
AUGGCGGCUAAACGCACCCUCAGCCACGAGAUUGACUACUAUGUUAACAACUCCAACGACGAGCCGAGUAGGGCAACAUGGAUUGCGACGACGUCCUCCACCCAGCGCACUAUGGGACAAGCCAUCGCGGUGCGAGUCGUAAAUGUCGCAAUCACACUUGCAAUGAUUAUCGUAGCGAUCUUUAUAACAAAAAGGCUACGGGACUUGUAUCUCUUUCUGUUCCUCUUGCCGCUGCUUGCUGAACUCUGCUUUGCCGUUAGGAACGUUGUGUUGAAAAAUUCUGAGGAACCGGGGUGA